GUGAUCGUGAGGGAUGUCAAUAUCUUGAGUCGGACCUCUCUCCAAACCAUGAUGACCAUCGGCCUAGUACAUGUUUCCAGCCUUUGCGAUGACGCAAUCCGCGGAGCCUCCCGGUUUUCCCCAAAAGUAUCCCCGUAUUCUUUUCUAAAGGAGACAAUUUUGUUCUCCUCAUUUGAUGAUGUAGGUGUGCUUUGUGAUUCUAGAGUCUUCCUCUUCUUGAAUGAGUAUCUUUUCAUGGGGAUUGAUUCCCAGUGAAGUUUGUGGACUUUCCUUAGAUCUUGAAUGUCAACAACUCAAUAAAUAGACAACUACUUCCAGCAGUAUGUAAAAAUAGAGAAUACAUCUUUAUUUUUUAUAAAAAGAGAAAGAACCGAGAGGAUGAGGAAUACGAACAUGGAAUAACGAGGUGGCUAUAGAAUAACAACAACUGGGUAGUGGCCGAAAACAAAUCACGAGGAAAAAAUCAUGGCUGAGCAAGCGGAUGCAAAGUCCCCAGAUGUGUCACCUGGCAACAGGCGGCUCGACAAGGGGCAGCCUUUUGACGAGCUGGCGAUCGAACAGAAACGAUACAGCAUCUUGGAUGUCAUGGACAGGUUACGAAAAGGCGUCAAACCGGUUAGUCGAUUACUCGUCGUUUCACAGGUAUAAUCUUGAUACGGGCCGUGGCCGUGGCUCUGGAACUGAAUAUUGUUGUUACUCAUACACCAUCGAAUAUAUCUUGUCUUUUCAUGCCGUCGGAUCACAAACGACAAAGACGCAAGGGGAUAGUAGUUUCAUUUCCGAGUUGUUCGAGCAGCAGUUUUUCUGUUCCAACAAACUUCAGCUUGCAGAAGGCGCGAAGGCACAAGACAUCGAAAACGAUUUUCGAGCAAAAAUAGCGAACUUCAACAAGCACGGGUCAAAUCCAGCAACGACGGUACUUGCAUGGAUACGUGUGUAGCUUUAGCCAACAGUAGAGCUACACAUAGAAAAGAAUUGUAUUUCAAUUGAGUAUGCAUUUUUUGAGAACCAAGACAAGGUCAUGCUUGUUUUCUCUACUAAUUUCAUCUACUAUCAUCCCACCAGGCCAUCCUUUCCGAAGUUACCGACUUUUCAGUCGACGACAUACUAAUAACGGGUCUGCUUUACGUGGUCGGAUCGUACCUAGUCCACUUUCUCGAGGCACCCAGCGAGCCACUGUUCUACGUGCUUCAAAACAUGCAUCCAAGCGUCGUCAAUACUAAAGUCAUGUAAUAUUGACAUACUAUUAUAGAUACAUAGAACUUAAAUUUUGAUGAGUUAAGCUCACCAAAAAAUUUAAUUAUGAAAACUACAAAGUUGUAACUUUAUUAACGUAGGGACAUGCAAGGAAGAGCAUCAUACUCAGAACCUAAUAUUUGUAAAAGAUCCGAUUUUGUAGUUGUACUUGCAGGUAUAUGACUGAGUGUCAUGGGAAACGAGUAACCAACGACUGGUCGUGUUUUCCAGGCGGUGCCAAAGCGGGCACCGUAAUUCCCGACGAGCCAUCAGCUGUGCAGAGGAUAUUUGGAGUGUACCACUUUACUUAUAAUUCUCUUCCUCUUGGUCCUUGAGUGUACCAUCUUGCUUUGAUGUUGUCAGAAAAGAUUACCAGCACAUUGAGGCAUUGAGCUUGAAUUUGAAAGUGCACUUAGAAAGGAGUAAUUCUUCUUGUUCUAGUUCCUUCCCUUACGUGCACACUUCAGGUACAAGAAAUUCAUGCAGCUCCAUCCAGAGGGCGCGCCACGAAAUGGUGCAGAAGACUAUAAGGAGGUUGCAGAUGGCUUUCCCCAUAUGGAAGAUAUCGCUAAGCUGAUGGAUCCCUCUCUGAAUCCAGAUGCCUUCGUACUAGAGGAAUUCCUUAGUUUCUACUGCGUCGGUGGAUUCGCCAAUGAUGACUUCCUUCUUUCUGAACUGCUCUGGCCAGCGGCCCCGCCCUUGCGAUACUACGACGAUCCAAGCGCGGCUGCAUGAAACCCUACGUCUUUGUCUUUCUUGACUGACAACGUGGACGUCCUUUGAUUCUCCACAUACUCAGGCACCUCAUAGUCGGACUUGGUUCUGGUGACCGUUGUUGUCUCAAGAUACAGCAUAAUCUUCACAUCAUUAGAAAACACAUAGUGGUCUUCCAGCUCGGGCUCGCUUCCGUACCCUCCCCACACCCCUCCCGUUGAAGAUCGGGCAUGUUCGAGCAGCUAUACAUCCACUGCCCGUGGUGCUUGCCUGACAUGUUUAAGGAGAUGUUGUAAGAGUUCUUGCUGACACGUUCUAGACCAAGACGGUCGUGCCUCAUUCUGUAAGGGGAAUUCACCAUCUUCCCAAGAAAGCCUCCAGCAUACCCAAUAUCUCCAUUCCAGAUGCUGUUCUGUUCGUUUCCAUGCUCGCACAGUCGUCCCUAGUAGAUGAUGCACGACGCUGGCAUCAAUAGAGAAACAAUCAACAGACGCGUGAGUGUCGUGCAAGCUCACACACAAAAUAGAAGUUGAG
Amoebophrya sp. A25 is the source of this 2484-nucleotide messenger RNA. Lineage: Eukaryota; Dinophyceae; Syndiniales; Amoebophryaceae. The record is from the annotation of a GenBank genome assembly.